CUUUCGAACCGCGUGGUGGUAAAUAUAAUCUUUUUAAUAAAGUGUGUGAAUAUAUUAUAUUCUUCCAACAUUGCAUACUUCUAAAGCAUUAAUUUGCUGCAGUUCAUUUUAAAACAAUAUAUAGUUCUAAUCAAUAUAAUUUUCCAAUUGACAUUCUGUUUCGAAAUAUUCGUGUGUUUUACAGACCUAAAAUAAAUUUUCCGACACGAUGAUAUUUCUAAACCUACUAUUAAUUAGCGGAAUAAUGUAUAUUGUUGGGACGGCUUCUACUUUUAACGAAUCAUCUUUAUGCUAUAAACCAUCAAAAUAUAUAAAACCAAAUCAUUACGAUAUCAACUUUAUAUCAUAUAUUGAAAAAUACAUUUUCUAUGGAGAAUACAAUAUUAGCAUAAGCAUUCUUAACAAAACGCAAAAUAUAUUAAUCAACAACAUAUAUUCAGAAAAAUUAUAUUUUAAAAAUAUAGUUUUAAUUAAAAAUCUAGAAAAACAUCAUGAGAAUAUUAAGUAUACAGUUUAUAAUCCGAUAUAUGAUUUUGAAGAAGACAUAAUUGACCUUUCUUUUAAGGAUGAGUUAUUACCAGGAAAUUACACUUUAUAUAUUAAAUAUUUUGGUUUUACUGAUGAAGUCUUUAGAAUUUUUGAUGUAAAAAAGAAUUCUCUUUGGUAGCUGCUACUCAUUUGCAUAUAAUAGGCACCCGACAAAUGUCAUCGUGUUGGGAUGAAAAGUAUUUAUUCUUAGAAGCAACCUUUAACAUAUCUAUAGGAUGUAAUCAAUGCACGGCUUUGUCAAAUAUGCCAUUGCAUAAUACAGAAAAAAACAAGCACAAUAUAUUAUUGAAACGCUUCGAUACCACACCUGCAAUGUCGCCGUAUCUUGCAACAAUAAUUGUAUCCAAUUGCUUAUUAUGUGUUGAUAAUUAUACUCAAAACAUUGAAAGGUGGUGCAGAAACAGAUCUGUAUUUCACAUGGAAUUUGCAGAAAAUGUAGCUGAAAAAAUCUUGUUGUUCUUUAAAAAUAAAUGGAAACAACAUUCGAACAAUAUUUCGAACUCAUGUUGCAAUGCCAAAUUUCCCUGAUAAUGGCAUAAUAGUUUUCGGACUUGUUUUUUAUAACGAAAUGGAUAUCGUUUACAAUAAAAACUUAUAUCCUGUUGCUCGCAAAAUCGAAGUAUCUCGAUUAGUAGGACAUAAAGUGACACAGCAAUGGUUUUAUAAUCUGAGCAAUCCAUUUCAAUUAGCUUGGUUUAAUAAAGCUCUUACUACAUUGCUUGCAACGUAUGCUGUCAAUGAGAUGUAUCCAGAUAAUCGAAUAAUAAAUUUAUUUGUUGUUCAAAAUCAACAUACUUCUUUUUAUUUAGAUGAUUGUAGUAUGUGGAAUUCUACUUUACGAGAUUACAGUUUCUUGAAAAUUCGCGAAUCCAUCAGAGCACCCUGUAUACUGCGCAUGAUGCAACACGCCGUAACCAAAGAAAUAUUUCAAAAAGGAGUUGGCUCAUAUACAAAUAGCACGAUAUUACCGCGUUAACUAUGAUGAUGAGAAUUGGCGAAGAAUUUCAGAUUAUCUAUACUAUGAUGAUUUUACGACAAUUCAUGUUCUUAAUCGUGCCCAAAUUAUCGAUGAUGCAUUUCAUUUAAUGAUAGCAGGCCAACACAAAGUCUCUAUAUUCUGGAAUAUUAUAUCGUAUUUGUAUCGAGAAGAAGAUUAUAUCGCAUGGUAUCCUAUGUUUAAAGCUCUGGAAUACAUGUUUAGUAUUUUUCCAGUGGAAGAAAAAACUGAAAAAUUUGCGGGUAUAUUUAGGCUAAAAAUUAUAUUAAACGACUUACUUGCAAAAAUCAAAUAUGAAGAAAUUAAUGAUGCAGACGAACUUAGAAUAUGUUUACGACAAGAAGCUGCAAGAUGGGCAUGUUUUCUCGGUGAAAUCAAUUGUAUGGAAGAAGCGAAAAAUAAAUUAGAACAACAUCUCCAAGAUCCUAUAAAACACAGACUUUUGCCAUGGUGGAAGACAUGGACAUAUUGUAGAGGUUUGAUGAAAACUACGAGAAAUGAGACCACUUUUGAAACAGUGUAUAAUAGAGGAUUAAAAAAAACUGACAUUAAAUUUUCAGAAUACUUGGCUUGCAUUGAAGAUAUCGAUUUCAUCAAAAAAUAUUUAAGUCGUAAACAGGACACUUAUACAAAACAGGAAGAUCAAUUUCUCGUUAACAGUUUCUUACAUUUUAUUACAAAGCAGGCGAAGAAUCCAGAUAUAUUGUCGUAUAUAUUAGAUAAUUUUACCAAAAUAAAACCAAAAAAUGUUAAUAUAAUUGCAGCAUUAAGUAUUAUGAUUAAUAACGUAUAUUCCAAAAAUUUAGCUCUGAAAAUAAUGAUGAACGCUUACAGUAUUCUAGAAACUAACUUAGUUGAAGUAAAUAACACAAUUCAUUAUAGAAGACUUCAAAUAAAGGAGAUGAGAGACAGUGCGAUAAAUUACAUAUACGCCCGAAUUAUGAUCCGGAUUUAUUUUCGCAACAAACAAAUCCAAAGACAGAAGCAGUAUUUUGAAAGUCUUUUGUUCUAAUCUGUGAGUGUAAAAAAGAAAUUGCAGCUUUGCAUACGUGAACAUACAUCAUAUGAAUAAUUUUUUUAUAUUGUACGUAUUAUUACUUCUACUGCUUUAAAUAUUGUUUAUUUAGAUGUAUUACUAUCCGAUGCCUUUAUAUUUACAUUUAUAAAACUAUGACUGCAUGAAU
Molecule: messenger RNA, 2730 nt
Organism: Nylanderia fulva
Lineage: Eukaryota; Metazoa; Arthropoda; Insecta; Hymenoptera; Formicidae
Source: RefSeq, a predicted model, not a curated record